AUGGCCUUCAAUGACCUCCUGAAGCAGCUGGGGGGCAUCGGCCGCUUCCAGAAGGCCCAGGUCACUCUGGUGAUCCUGCCCCUGCUCCUGAUGGCCUCCCACAGCACCCUGCAGAACUUCACCGCCGCCGUCCCCACCCACCGCUGCCGCCCGCCCGCCAGCGCCAACCUCAGCCGGGCCGGGGAGCCGGAGGCCUGGCUGCCCCGGGACCGGCAGGGGCGGCCCGAGUCCUGCCUCCGCUUCACCUCCCCGCAAAGGGGGCUGCCCUGGCCCAACGGCACGGAGGCCAACGGCACGGGGGCCACAGAGCCCUGCACCGACGGCUGGAUCUACGACAACAGCACCUUCUCUUCCACCAUCGUGACCGAGUGGGACCUCGUGUGCUCGCACAGGGCCUUGCGCCAGCUGGCUCAGUCGCUGUACAUGGUGGGGGUGCUUCUCGGAGCCGUGGGGUUCGGACACCUGGCGGACAGGCUGGGCCGCCGGAAGGUGCUGAUCCUGAGCCACCUGCUGAUGGCCGCGUCGGGGACCUGCGCAGCCUUCGCUCCCAGCUUCCCCGUCUACUGCGCCUUCCGGCUGCUCUCGGGCAUGGCCAUAUCUGGCAUCGUCCUCAACAGCAUGACCCUGAAUAUGGAGUGGAUGCCCAUCCACACGCGGGCGUACGUGUCCACGCUGGCCGGCUACGUCUACAGCCUGGGCCAGUUCAUCCUGGCGGGCGUGGCCUACGCCGUGCCGCACUGGCGCUACCUGCAGCUGCUGGUCUCCGUGCCCUUCUUUGUCUCCUUCAUCUACUCCUGGUUCUUCAUCGAGUCAGCCCGCUGGCAUACCUCCUCCGGGAGGCUGGACCUCACCCUGAAGGCCCUGCAGAGAGUGGCCCGGAUCAAUGGGAAGCAGGACGAGGGGGCCAAACUUAACAUGGAGGUGCUCCGGUCCAGUCUGCAGAAGGAGCUGACCAUGGGCCCAGGCUCGGCCUCCGCCCUGGAGCUGCUGCGCCGCCCCGCCCUGCGCCGCCUCUUCCUCUGCCUCUCGGUGCUCUGGUUCGCCACGAGCUUCGCCUACUACGGGCUGGUCAUGGACCUGCAAGGCUUUGGGGUGAGCAUCUACCUCAUCCAGGUCAUCUUCGGAGCCGUGGACCUGCCUGCCAAGCUCGUGGGCUUCCUCGCCAUCAACCACCUGGGCCGGCGGCCAGCCCAGGUAGCCUCCCUGCUCCUGGCGGGCAGCUGCAUCCUGGCCAAUGGGGUGAUACCCCAGGAUCAGUCCAUUGUCCGAACCUCCCUUGCUGUGCUGGGGAAGGGCUGCCUGGCUGCCUCCUUCAACUGCAUCUUUCUGUACACUGGGGAGCUGUACCCCACAAUGAUCCGGCAGACAGGCCUGGGGAUGGGCAGCACCAUGGCCCGCGUGGGCAGCAUCGCCAGCCCCCUGGUGAGCAUGACCGCCGAGCUCCUCCCCUCCGCCCCUCUCUUCAUCUACGGCGCUGUCCCCGUGGUCGCCAGCGCCGUGGCUGCCCUCCUGCCGGAGACCCUGGGCCAUCCCCUGCCGGACACGGUGCAAGACGUGGAGAACAGGUGGGCUCCCGCCGAGAGGGGCAGGGACCUGCCCCCGGCCACACGCAGAGGGAAAGCGCAGCGACAGCAGCAAGAGCGUCAGAAGCAGAUGGUCCCGCUGCAGGCCUCAGCGCAGGAGAAGGAUGGGCUCUGA
Molecule: messenger RNA, 1698 nt
Organism: Eptesicus fuscus (big brown bat)
Lineage: Eukaryota; Metazoa; Chordata; Mammalia; Chiroptera; Vespertilionidae
Gene: SLC22A6
Product: solute carrier family 22 member 6
Exons: 10
Coding region: 1-1698 (565 amino acids)
Biological process (GO): transmembrane transport
Cellular component (GO): membrane
Source: RefSeq, a predicted model, not a curated record